Messenger RNA from Drosophila eugracilis, 924 nucleotides. It is a transcript of the gene Scox, whose product is annotated as protein SCO1 homolog, mitochondrial. Gene Ontology annotation, molecular function: copper chaperone activity; copper ion binding. Gene Ontology annotation, cellular component: mitochondrial inner membrane. Bases 87 to 842 code for a protein of 251 amino acids. Gene Ontology annotation, biological process: intracellular copper ion homeostasis; mitochondrial respiratory chain complex IV assembly. NCBI's taxonomy places the organism in Eukaryota, Metazoa, Arthropoda, Insecta, Diptera, Drosophilidae. The transcript is spliced from 2 exons. The record is from RefSeq and is a predicted model, not a curated record.
GAAGAAGAAGCAGUAGUGCACCGGCAAGGUUUUUUAUUUCUCCAGAUUUACGUAAAUCUUAAAAAUUCGUGAAACAAGGACAUAGGAUGUCCCGCUCCCUGCAACGCUUAAUGGGCAGCUGCCGCCGCUGGGCACAACAACCCACAAUCCGCCACUUUGCCGCUCCUGCAGAUUCCACCAAAGGCAAGGGUCCUAUCUCCUGGAAAAGUCUGGCUGUCAUUGGAGCACUUGGAGCCGGCGGCUUAGGCUUUAUGUUGUACGUGAAGAGCGAGAAAGAUGAGGCGAGGCUGAAGGAGCGCCAGCGCCAACUGGGAAAAGCUGCUAUCGGAGGCAGAUGGGAACUUGUAGACUCUCAGGGAGCAGUUCGCAAAUCAGAGGACUUCUUGGGCAAGUGGUUGCUCAUCUACUUCGGCUUCACUCACUGUCCGGACAUUUGUCCAGAUGAAUUAGAGAAGAUGGCCGCAGUGGUGGAUGAAGUAGAAAAAUCCCCACAAACGCCGGCGGUGCAACCUAUUUUCAUUACCGUUGACCCGGAACGGGACUCUAAAGAGGUGGUGGCUAAAUAUGUAAAAGAGUUCUCGCCUAAACUUUUGGGACUUACUGGAACCGUCGAUCAAAUUCGAAAAGUGUGCAAGGCCUUCCGAGUUUAUUUCAGUGCUGGACCGCGGGACGAGGACAACGAUUACAUUGUGGAUCACACCAUCAUCAUGUAUCUAGUUAAUCCAGAUGGCGAGUUCGUGGACUAUUACGGCCAAAACCGGGACAAAGACCAGUGUGUUGCCUCUAUCCUGGUGAAUAUUGCCAAGUGGAACUCCGUGAACAAAAAGGGCUGGUUUAGCUAGGCUGAUUAAGCUGUUUAUCCGUUGUAUUUACUUUUACGUAUAACGUAUACUGUUAGAAAUAUAUAAAAAAGCCGUACUGGUA